UGAAGAUUAUAUGCCUGCCCACUUAAAUUUUAAAAUUGUUUUCAAUUUGUACUUUUGUUAGUGGGAAGUUAACAAAUACAUUCGUGCGGUUUUUGAACAUAACAAGCAUUACACAUAGUGAUUAGUGAAUUAAUUAAAUUUACGUUGUACACACAGAACUUCAUAAAUAACAUCGUAUUCAGUUUAGAAAAUACCAAACAAUGUCAAUAGAAAUCGAAUCUGCGGAUGUUAUCCGGCUCAUUCAACAGUAUCUCAAAGAGUCUAACCUUACCAAAACAUUGCAAACAUUGCAGGAAGAAACAGGUGUCUCACUUAACACGGUAGACAGUGUAGAUGGAUUCUGUGCAGAUAUCAACAAUGGGCACUGGGACACCGUCCUUAAAGCCACUGCAUCCCUUAAGUUACCGGAUAAGAAAUUGAUGGAUCUGUAUGAACAAGUUGUUCUAGAGUUAAUUGAAUUGAGAGAACUGGGUGCUGCGCGGACACUGUUGAGGCAAACACAGCCCUGUGUACUUAUGAAGCAGCAGGAAACUGACAGAUACAUGCAUUUAGAAAACAUGUUAGCCCGGUCUUACUUCGACCCGCGUGAGGCGUACGGCGGUGCGCGGGGCACGGCGGGUGGGGGCAAGGAGUGGAGGCGUGCGGCACUGGCUGCUGCCCUGGCGGGAGAAGUGUCCGUUGUACCUUCCUCUCGUCUGCUAGCCUUGCUGGGGCAAGCGCUCAAGUGGCAGCAGCAUCAAGGGCUGUUACCACCUGGUACUACCAUCGACUUGUUCCGUGGUAAGGCCGCAAUAAGAGAUGAAGAGGAUGAUCAGUGUCCAACGCAGCUCUCAAAAAUGAUCAAGUUUGGCCAGAAAUCUCAUGUCGAAUGUGCAAGGUUCUCUCCAGACGGCCAGUACUUGGUCACCGGUUCAGUGGAUGGCUUGGUCGAAGUGUGGAACUUCACUACUGGCAAGAUACGUAAGGACCUCCGUUACCAGGCGCACGACGAGUAUAUGAGCAUGGAGGAAGCUGUGCUCAGCUUGGCCUUUGCGCGAGACAGUGAUACUCUGGCUGCUGGAUCCAAUGAUGGCAAGAUCAAGGUAUGGAAAGUGUCAUCGGGCCAGGUGCAGCGGAAGUUGGAACGAGCGCACGCGAAGGGCGUCACGUGUCUGCAGUUCACGAGAGACAACACGCAGAUACUGUCUGCAUCCUUCGACCGUACUAUCCGGAUCCACGGGUUGAAAUCGGGGAAGAUUUUAAAAGAGUUCCGCGGGCACACAUCAUUUGUCAACGAAGCAGUCUUCACUCCGGAUGGCCACAGCGUACUGAGUGCUUCUUCUGAUGGUACCGUCAAGGUAUGGUCAGUACGGACGGGCGAGUGCACUGCGACACUUAAACCUCUGGGCUCCGGCGAACCGCCUGUAAAUUCGCUACUGCUUACACCGAAGAACCCUGACCACUUCGUCGUGUGCAACCGCACCAACACCGUCGUCAUUAUGAACAUGCAGGGGCAGAUAGUGCGGUCAUUCUCUAGCGGUCGUCGCGAAGCGGAGGGCGGGUCGCUGGUGUGUGCGGCCCUGGGGGCUCGCGGCAGGCUGGUGUACUGCGCCGGAGAGGACCUGGUGCUCUACGCCUUCUGCGCGGCCAGUGGGAAACUGGAGCGGACCAUCAACAUACACGAGAAAGCUGUUAUAGGUAUGACACACCAUCCGCAUCAGAAUCUUUUGGCGACCUACAGUGAGGACGGGUUACUCAAGUUGUGGAGACCGUAAACGUUGUGAAUACGUAUAGUUUUAGACGAUAUUUCGUUCACGUACGGACUGAGACGUGUGUUAAGCUUCCUUUACAUCAGAAUUGUGCGAGAUUGGUUCAUUGCUACUAGGUCAAGUUUUCAAGCAAGUUCAGCAAACGUAACGCCAGAGUUACUUAAACCUGCCAUAGAUAAGAGUAACACGGCACUGCACCGCAUUAUUGCCGGAUGUGUACACCCAUUUUAAAAGGUGUCAUGGCGCAUACAUUUAACUGAUACUCUUAUUUAAACUUGCGAGUUUGUAUAAGUAUAAGAAUAAUUAAUUUACUAGAAUUGUGGGCCAUAACAAGUUGUUUAUACAUCUAUCUAAAUAUAUAAAAGCGAAAGUGUAUGGGUAUGUUCCGUACAGACUCCGAAACGGCUGGACCGAUUUCAAU
Pararge aegeria (speckled wood butterfly) is the source of this 2169-nucleotide messenger RNA. It is a transcript of the gene Smu1, whose product is annotated as WD40 repeat-containing protein SMU1. The transcript is spliced from 11 exons. Gene Ontology annotation, molecular function: protein binding. NCBI's taxonomy places the organism in Eukaryota, Metazoa, Arthropoda, Insecta, Lepidoptera, Nymphalidae. Bases 201 to 1754 code for a protein of 517 amino acids. The record is from RefSeq and is a predicted model, not a curated record. Gene Ontology annotation, biological process: mRNA splicing, via spliceosome. Gene Ontology annotation, cellular component: precatalytic spliceosome.